This is a messenger RNA of Musa acuminata subsp. malaccensis (wild Malaysian banana), 3284 nucleotides long. Its product is annotated as probable LRR receptor-like serine/threonine-protein kinase At4g37250. Gene Ontology annotation, biological process: protein phosphorylation. Lineage: Eukaryota; Viridiplantae; Streptophyta; Magnoliopsida; Zingiberales; Musaceae. Gene Ontology annotation, molecular function: ATP binding; protein binding; protein kinase activity. The record is from RefSeq and is a predicted model, not a curated record.
CCAUGCAUUGAUUCAUGUCUCCCUGAUAAAACCCUUCCACUCUCCCAAAAACGAAAACCUGUAUUCCUUUGUUGCAGUAGGUGAUUUGGUGGACUUGUAAGCUUCAAAUGAUGAUGAAGAAGAAGAAGAAUAUGUUGUUGUGUGGACCGCCAUCAUCUCUGCAAUCACCAGCUUCGCAUGGUGUCUACAGAGAAUGUGAACACUGAGCAACUCUUCCAUGGGAGUUCACAGCACAUGUUAAAGGGAAGAGAAAGAAACGCGCAAACACUUACAUUCCCUCCCCCUUCCUUUUUCUCUUCUCAUGUGUCCACUGACACAUGUCUCUUCUCCCUCCUCUUUCUCUCUCUCCCUGCGUGCUCAGCCAUUGCCCAAUGAUUUAGGUAACUUGAGCCACAGGUAAGAGCAGUUUGGCUCAACCCUAUAAAGCAGCAGCACUUUUUAUGAAGGGUUCAGAAUUCAGACCAUGAGAAGUCCUUUGUGUGAGCUGUGUUCUUAUUUUAUAGCUUCCUACAGUUGUUUCUUCCUGGCUGUACUCUUUCUAUAUGCCAGGAUUUGUUGAACAACUCCCUCCUCCUUUUCUUCUCCUCCUCCUCCUCCUCCUUCCCACUGAGAUAUGAGCUGCUUGCACCACUAUGAGUCCAAAGUGUAAUGGAACUGCUGCUUUACUGCUGUCUUCGCUUCUUCUGCUCCUUGAGCUGGUGUUGGGUCUCAACCAUGAUGGCGUGCUGCUGCUCCACUUCAAGCACUCCAUCGUCUCUGACCCCAUCGCUGCGCUUAGAGACUGGAACUACGACGACGCCACGCCGUGCUCGUGGAACGGCGUCAUGUGCAUGGGCUUCCCGGACGCCACCACCACCCUCAACUGGACUGCUACCAGCUUUAAUGGGGAUGGCCAGGCCUCGACCGCUUCGAGGGUGAUCGGUUUGGUGCUUCCUAAUUCUCAGCUAUUGGGCCGCAUUCCGCCGGAGCUCGGCCUCGUCGAGCACCUCCGCCACCUCGACCUCACCGGGAACGCCCUCAACGGCACCCUCCCGUCCUCCAUCUUCGACGCGUCGGAGCUGCAUGUGCUGUCGUUGGCCAACAACGAGAUCUCCGGCGAGCUCCCUCAGCUCGACGGCCGCACGAGCAGCCUCCAGCUGCUAAAUCUCUCCGACAACGCAUUGGUGGGCACGGUGCCAGCCGGUCUUAGCCUUCUCCCGAACCUCACCGUCGUCGCCCUUGCCAAUAAUUACCUCUCCGGCGAACUCCCUGGAGGCGGGCUCGGCGGGAUUGAGUACUUGGAUCUGAGCUCCAACCUCAUCAAUGGCUACCUGCCGCCGGAUUUCGGGGGGCAAAGCCUCCGGUACCUGAACUUAUCUUACAACCGGAUCGACGGCGUGAUUCCGCCGGAAUUGGCAUCGAAAAUUCCGGACAACGCCAUCGUGGAUCUCGCAUUCAACAACCUCACCGGAGGAAUCCCACAGACUGGAGCUUUCGCCUCGCAGGAGCCGGCGGCGUUCGCAGGGAAUCCUGAUCUUUGCGGGAAGCCGCUCAAGAAUCUCUGUACGAUUCCUUCCACCCUCUCCAAUCCUCCCGAAACCCCUUCGGCGCCCAAGUCUCCUCCGGCCUUCGCGGCGAUUCCCAAAAACGCGGCGGAGGGAACUUCCCCGUCCGGCAGCGGGCAAGCUCAGGGGGGACUUCGACCGGCGGUGAUCAUCGCUAUAGCGGUCGGAGAUGUCGUCGGCAUCGGGGUUCUCUUCGCAGUGUUGUAUUACGUGUACCAUGUGAAGAAGAGGAAGAGACUACAGCAACAGCAGCAGCAGAUGAAGGGAGUCGGAGCCGUUGGCAUGAGGGAGGAGCAGCCACCGGCAUCCUCCGAAUCCAAAGGCUUUGGUGGGCUCUCAUGCUGUCUAACGAAGAAGGGCGAGGAAGAAGAAGACAGCGAAGAGACCUCUGACUCCUCGGCCUCCGAAACAGAAGCAGAAUGGGAGGGACCGCAUGAGAAGGGAGCCAAGGGGGAGGCUGGCGGAAGAACCCCACCGCAGCUGAAGCAACAGGAGGCUACUCUGGUCGCUGUCGACGGCGAGACGGAUCUGGAGAUGGAUACUCUGCUCACAGCCUCGGCUUACAUACUCGGCGCCACUGGGUCGGGCAUCGUCUACAAGGCAGUGCUUGCCGACGGCACCGCCUUGGCCGUCCGCCGAAUAGGCGAGAGCAGUGCCAUCGACAAGCUGAAGUACUUCGACGCGCUGGUGCGGAGCAUCGCCAAGUUCCGCCACCCGAACGUCCUCCGCCUGCGGGGAUACUACUGGGGCGCUGACGAGAAGCUCCUCAUCCAUGACCACGCCUCUAAUGGCAGCUUGGCCAACGUCUCAUUCACCAAGAAGCCGGGCUCGUCGCCGUUUCACCUGAGCUGGGAAUCGCGGCUUCGGAUCGUGCGAGGAGUAGCGCGGGGACUCGCGUACCUCCACGAGAGGAAGGGUGUGCAUGGCAACGUGAAGCCAAGCAACAUACUGUUGGACGCAGACAUGGAGCCAAAGAUCGGCGACUUCGGUCUCGAUCGGCUUACGUCGGGCGACGGAGGCCACCGGCUGGGCACGUCGGCCCGGCAGUUCGGCAGCCAGCGGUCGGUGCAGUCGCAGAGCAGCUUGCCCGACCUGUCGCCGCCGGUGGCGGGAGCCAGCCCCUGCGGGUCUUCCUCCGCAGCUCCCUACCAGGCGCCGGAGUCCCUGCAGAACCUGAAGCCCAACGCCAAGUGGGACGUGUACUCCUUCGGGGUGGUGCUGCUGGAGUUGCUCGCCGGGAGGGUGCUGUCGGAGGCGGAGCUCGGUCAGUGGAACGGGGGGUUUGCGGGGGAGGAGAGGAGCAGGGUGGUGAGGGUGGCCGACCCGGGGCUGAGGGGCGAGGUGGAGGGCAAGGAGGAGGCGCUACUGAGCUGCUUCAAGCUGGGGUUCGCCUGCUGUGCCAUCAAUCCCCAAAGGAGGCCCUCCAUGAAGGAAGCUGUUCAGGUGCUGGAGAAGAUAGUCUCCACUACUUCUUCUUCCUCCUCCUCCUCCUCCUCGUGAGCUGCUGUAGACGUACAGUAACUCUAACCUAGUGAGUCUGUGUUGCCAUUUAACCUUUUUUCCAUUGUAACGCCCACUGAUUUGUUUGUGUUGAUGUGUCCAAAGCUCGAGGAAGAAUCUCUCUGCUGCUGUUGUGGGGUAAUGCAGUGAUCAGUAUUUACUAGUUUUGAGGAAAAAUCUCUGUUCUUUCUCUGUUUUCUUUGAAGACAACAAAUUAACUAUGGUGGUUAAUUUGAUUCA